This is a messenger RNA of Gambusia affinis (western mosquitofish), 2542 nucleotides long. Its product is annotated as plexin domain-containing protein 2-like. NCBI's taxonomy places the organism in Eukaryota, Metazoa, Chordata, Actinopteri, Cyprinodontiformes, Poeciliidae. The transcript has 12 exons. The record is from RefSeq and is a predicted model, not a curated record. Bases 1 to 1230 code for a protein of 409 amino acids.
AUGGCACCUGCUGGGGAACUGUUUAUGUCCCAGAGCGUGAUGGAGGGGAUUGGUCUUGCAAUGUGUCUUGUCAUGUCUCAGACUGGUGAUUGUGUAAUGCUCCAGACAAGAACUAUAGAGACCAACACAAGCAACUUUCUCAACUGCUGGCAGAGGAGGAAAAGGACAAUUCCACCCAGAUUGUUUGGAAAAAACACUUAUCUGAGCGUUCAAAAAGGGCUUAAACUAAUCUUGGUGUUUGUGAACUUUUCAGAAUCUAAAGAUGUUGACCAUGUCUACUACACAUCUAAACUCUACGGUGCUGGAGAUGCACUAAGCCAAUACCUCUGGGUGAAUGACGAUCAGACAGACGGGGAAAAGUGGAGAGUCCUCCAGUUUCUGUCCAGCUCACACAGACAAGCAGAGAGAGUGAAUCUUUCAUUCAUCUUUCCUUUUUAUGGUCACCCACUGAAAGAAAUCACAGUUGCUACUGGAGGUUUCAUUUACACUGGAGCUGUAAUCCAUCAGAUGCUCACAGCCACUCAGUACAUUGCUCCCUUGAUGGCCAACUUUGACCCCAGCUUGUCCAAAAACUCCACUGUGUUAUAUUAUGACAAUGGUACUGCGCUGGUCGUUCAGUGGAACCGAGUCCACCUCCAGGGCAUCAGUCUAGGAACUUUCACCUUCCAGGCCACUUUGCACAGUGAUGGACGGAUUGUUUUUGCCUACAAAGAGAUUCCUGUCGCCAUCAAUGACAUCAGUUCUGAGAACCAUCCUGUCAAAGUGGGCUUGUCUGAUGCGUUCGUGGUGCUACAUGACAUAGAACAGAUUCAUAAUGUUCGUCGGAGAACCUUCUAUGAGUAUCAUAGAAUAAACAUUCCAAAGUCCAAUAUCUCCAACUCCACCGCGGUGGAACUGCUCCCUCUCCCAACAUGUCUGCAGUUCUCCAGCUGCGGCCCAUGUGUCACCGCUCAGAUUGGGUUUGACUGCAGCUGGUGUAGUCGACUACAGAGAUGUUCCAGUGGCUUUGACAGAAAUCGUCAGGAAUGGGUUGACCUCGGCUGCCUAGAAGAGAGGCCGGAUCCACGAUGUCUCCUGAUGACAAACAUCAAAAAUGGAACAACCCGCCACGUGUCGUUUCCUUUGUGUAACCUGCAAUUAGUAAUGGACUUUUAUUUUUGCGGGCCCACUUCCUGUUUGCCCCAAACUCCGCUAGCUUAUUUAAAGCCACGCCUCCAGCGCGCAGUUUAAAGAUCCUCACCUGUUUCCACUGUGGCUGUGGCUUGUUGUUGGCGUCUUCUUCACGGAGUCAUCAAAAUCUUUAAGCCCACUGAUUUGAUUGCCUGGUGAGUUUAUUAUCUGAAAGCAGUGUUGCUUUUACAUGUGAAACUUUGGUUUGAUUGCUCAUUGGAGCGUUGUUUUAUUAGAAUUAUUGGCGUUGUUACCUGGAUGUCACCGGGAUUCUGGCACAGCUGAUUGUGGCUGGGCGUGCCCACUCUCUUGAUAAGGUAAUCUGUUGCUGAAUUUUGUGUAUGUUCUGACACAUUUAUAUUGAUGCUGAGGCAAUGAAGUUUAAAAUAAAAUUUAUCAGAACAGAAUGUAGCUACAGUUAAAUGUGAUAUUGCGCAAUAAACUUAGGUAUUUACUUAUUUUUUUUUCUUUCCCUCACUCUGCUUGAGUAUUUGAGAAGUAAUUUAUUAUUUUCCUUGAUUGAUAUUUUGGAAGUGCACUUUAACUUUGACUUUGACUUUGACUUUAACUUUAACUUUAACUUUGACUUUGACUUUGACUUUGAUUUUGACUUUGACUUUGACUUUGACUUUGACUUUGACUUUGACUUUAACUUUGAAUUGAUUAACUUGAAUUAUGAUUGAUAUUUUUUGUUUUACUUUAUUUAAAUUAUGGUUAAUUUAACCUAAUUAUUGAAAUGUUUGCCUAAUUAUUAGAAAUCUAAUUGUUACGUUUAAUUUGCACAAACUAAAUGCUUAAAUUUAAUUAUUUUUUUUGGUAUUAUGUUUGUACAUAAUUGUUAUUUUGAUAAAAUGCUUAAUGGAUUUUCUGACCUUUUAGGUCGGGUUUUUUUUUCCCGGUUGGAUCAGAUCCUCAUCAGGAUUUGAAGAUGGCGAGCUAAGGAAAAGAACUCUGAACUUAAUGAUUUUGCAAUUAAUUUAUUCUGGGUCAAUUGUCUUGUCUCAUUGUGUUGUUGUAAUUGUUGUUUUAUUCAAAUCACUUAAUAUAUAUUCACCAAAACUAAAAACACUGCCUCCUGUUUUCUCCACACCUCGGGCUCCUAAAAGAACACUCUUCUGAUGCUGCUUCUGUAGCCGCAGUUAGCUGCCUAGCCCAUAACUGUUACAUUGUUGGCGAGCUAGCCAGGAGCCUGAUACUGUGAAUGUUUUGGUGGAUGUGUUUUGUGGUUUGUAUUGAAAUAUGGAUUUCUUUGACCAAAUUGGUAUCAAUGUUGCAAAUUCUGUCAUCAUUAGUGGUGUAACGAACACUCAAGCAGAUGAUGAGAUCAUCAAUUAUUUACGUGGUUAUGGUGGAAUUAAGGUUUUUACUGUUA